CAAGCAACACGUUCUCUCGUCACUAGUGCGCUACAGUUUGCCGCCGUUCAUGUACGCCACACCACGUACUAUCCGCUGAUAAUACUGACUUCGUCGUCGCCGCCGUAGUUUGUUUUAUAAUUGUUGUGGUUUUUACAAUUUAUUUUUAAUUGUCGUACGAACGCCAGUGUUUUACGUCCAGACGUCGUGCCAUCGUCAGGAGAUAUUCUCGUUUUCAGUCGCAUAAAACCGCAUCAAAAUGGGUUUUGGAACAUCCACGAUCAAAUACAUUUUGUUUUUUUUCAACUUUGCGUUCGCCCUUUCCGGACUAGCACUGUUGGCCUUGGGUUUGUUUACCCGGUAUUAUUCAACGAAAACUGAAGAACUGGCCAAUAAAGCAUCUGGAGAUGCAGCUGGUCUUGCGGCUUUGGCAUUCAUCAUCAUCGGUGGAGCUAUAUUCAUUGUGUCGUUCUUCGGCUGUUGUGGAGCUAUCCGGGAGAGUCAUUGCAUGAUCACAAUGUACGCAAUGUUCCUGUUGGCAUUCUUCUUGUUGGAGGUAGCCGUCGGAGUUUUCUUAUACGUGAACCGGGGACAAGUGGAAUCAAUCACUCGAAAAUCCUUAACUACAGUUUUUGAUGAUUAUUCAAAUAAAUCGGAAUCACACGCUUUUGUCGAUGAAAUACAACAUGACUUUUCCUGUUGUGGCGUAGACGGACCGAACUACUGGACCGAAAAUAACGCGGCUGCUAUACCGCACAGUUGUUGCCGCGAUGAUGGUGGCCAAGGAACGACAUGCUCUAAGGCUCAGGCAUGGCAGGAUGGUUGUCUGCAAAAGUCUAUCGACUUGGUCAAAAGCACGUCAGGCAUGCUAUUCAAGAUCAUAAUGGGUAUUGCAGGUGGAGAGCUGGUCGGUAUCGUUUUUGCGCUGUGCCUGGCGAGCAGCAUACGGAACGAAGAACGUCGACAAGGAUACGCUUAAAUGUAGCAGCGACAUGAUACAUUAUUAUAGAAUUAAGUAUACAUUUUCGUGUCACAUUCUAUCGAGUAAAACUAUUUCCUUCCUAAACAUAUUAUAAGCCUUUUUGUUGUGCCGAUUUGAAACCAUCCAACAAACCAAAAUCCUAAUAAUAAUUUUUAAAUUUCAAUUUUUCGUGUCACAUUAUACACAAACACCCCCACACGAACACACAAAUGCACUCUGGCAUUUUGAUUUGUAACAUUUUUUUUUCUCGUAUUUAGAAAUAUAAUUAAUUAAAUGUCUUAAUAAAUUAUGUAAACAUGUUAUUAUGAUGAACGAAAAAGGAGUAUGAUAAUGUAUAAAUCACUUUUUUUUUUUAAUUUUAGGGUAUUUAUUUUAUUAAUUGUAAAAAAUGAAUAUCUGUUUUUAUUUUAUAAAUUAUAUUAUUAUUAUAAUGAUUAUAACUUUUAUUAAAUUAUUCCAUGUAUUCGAGUAGAA
Aphis gossypii (cotton aphid) is the source of this 1435-nucleotide messenger RNA. Its product is annotated as CD63 antigen-like. NCBI's taxonomy places the organism in Eukaryota, Metazoa, Arthropoda, Insecta, Hemiptera, Aphididae. The transcript is spliced from 5 exons. Gene Ontology annotation, cellular component: membrane. The record is from RefSeq and is a predicted model, not a curated record. Bases 239 to 958 code for a protein of 239 amino acids.